Messenger RNA from Siniperca chuatsi (mandarin fish), 5626 nucleotides. It is a transcript of the gene npas1, whose product is annotated as neuronal PAS domain protein 1. NCBI's taxonomy places the organism in Eukaryota, Metazoa, Chordata, Actinopteri, Centrarchiformes, Sinipercidae. Gene Ontology annotation, biological process: regulation of transcription by RNA polymerase II. The record is from RefSeq and is a predicted model, not a curated record. The transcript has 8 exons. Gene Ontology annotation, molecular function: protein dimerization activity; RNA polymerase II transcription regulatory region sequence-specific DNA binding; DNA-binding transcription factor activity, RNA polymerase II-specific. The coding region runs from base 1355 to 3355 and encodes 666 amino acids.
UUAGGUGGUCAGAAACACAACUCCCAAUUAAUGACAAUGUUGCUCCGUAACUGCUGGAUGUUUAAAUAAGCAACUGUUUGGUGGCAAGUUACAACUUAAAACAUGAGGAUAUGAUAUAUUUUGUGUUCAUAACUUGUUUCUGCUGUCCUUUAAAUUCACAGUGAAAUGGAAGUUAGAGCAUCUUUAUCUUCUGUAAUGUAACAGAUUUCCGAGUGAAACGGAAUGUGUGGGCAGGGUGUAGUUACAGAAGGAAUUAGGAAGAAAUCAAAUCUUUCCGAUGUGAUUGGAUUGAAAGUUGGGGAAUACAUAUGGUCUAUAGUGAGAAACUGACCUGUAGAAGACUGUUGACAUCCACCCACACCUGUUGUUAGACCAGGAGAAGAGGACGAAGGAGAAAUUAAUACACUGGACCUCAACCAUAUUCUUUGGAAAUGUAAACAACGUUUUUGCCAACUGAAAUCCAAACACACACCUCCUACUGUGAUAUUACUCUGCUAGCAACUAUCAGAGGCUCUCUUUGCCACUGUGGCAUUAAUACCUACAAGCUGAUGUUCAAGUGCGGUUUAUGGUGGGCGGGGUUAGCUGCAGUCACUCCAAAUCACGCUUGACAUGAUACAUUUCUGUAACGCCCCAGAGUUUAAGAUAAGUCAUCAAAACUAUUUUUAAGUUUCACAGGAAGAGAAAGGAGAGAUAAAAAUAUUCAAAAAGGAUUUCUAACCUUUAUUUAGCAUCUAACAAGAGAUAACUGAACACAGGGAUGUAGGAUUUGAACUUGUAAAAUAUAUUUUUUAUCUCACUGUGUCUUUAAACUGGUAUAUGCAUUUUGACAAGUCCACACAUUUUAUAUGCCCUCUGUGAUCAGUAUAUGAAUUGAUGAAGCCUUUAGAACUUGUAUAUCAGGGCGUCCAGUGUCUGUCCAGUGUUUUAAAUGCCUAAAUAGACAUAGAGACAAAAUAGAUACAUAGGUAAUAUGUCAGUAGGUAGCCAUUUUCAUAUGUCUUCAAAUUCUGGUAGAAGCAAGUUUUUUCAAUAUGUAUGGAAAUUACUCCAUAUGGUGCCUAUCAAAUCUAGUAUUUAAUAAUAUGUUUAUUACAGGUGGCACAGUUCCAAAACACAGGGAAUCCCCCAAGAGAUUAAACCCAGUCUGGGACUAAGAACCUCUAUCCCUUCUCUUACCCUCCCUCACUGUGGGGUUUACUCCAUCUUUACCCCUCUCUGUUCACUCAUCGUCCACCGCUCUCAUUCUUCCGCUCCCCGCCUUCCCUGUUCCCACCUCUCCCCGGCUGUGAUGUCCUUGAGGGCCGGGCUGAAGCUCCCAUAAAGCCUGCAGUAAAUGGCUCUAAUCCGGUAAUAAAUGGCUGUGUCCUACAGACAAGGGUGUGAGGCUGCUGCAGCCAUGGCUUUAUCAGAUGGAAUGGUGGAGCUGACCGGCAGCAGUGUGUUUGACUACAUCCACCCAGCAGACCACGUCGAGAUGGCUGAGCGGCUAGGAAUUAGGCCCCAUCUGAGGGCCGAGGCCGGCUGCCUCACGGCCCCUGAGAGUGCUUCCAGCUCCGCAUCCACUUCCUCCCUGGCUGGUACUCCUGAACCUGCUCCGUCUAGUCCUCAUUCUCCUGCUGACGAUCCUCCCGAUCGCGGCUUCUUCAUCCGCAUGAAGUCCACGCUCACCAAAAGAGGCCUGCAUGUCAAGUCUUCUGGAUACAAGGUAAUCCAUGUGACAGGACGAAUCCGCUGCCGCCCUGCACUUGUGCCAGGCUCCACACGCUCAGUGCGUCGACCAAUGGGUUUAGUUGCACUGGCGCACACACUCCCGCCCUCCACGCUUAAUGAGGUCCGCAUGGAGAGCCAAAUGUUUGUCUUUCGAGUGAACAUGGACCUACAGGUCACAUAUUGUGAGAACAGGAUCUCAGAGUAUAUGGAUCUGACCCCAGCAGAGGUUGUGGGACAAACCUGCUACCACUUCAUCCAUGUAGAAGACCUGGAAAACCUCCGGCAGAGCCAUGAGGACUUGCUGAGGAAAGGCCAGGUGGUGACCGGUUACUACCGUUGGCUCCAGAGGAGAGGAGGCUACCUGUGGAUUCAGUCCACCGCCACUGUCUCCAUCAACCACAAAGCCCCCCACGAACGCAACGUCAUCUGGGUCAACUAUGUCCUCAGUCGAACAGAGUUGCCCGACACUCCGCUGGAUCUGCUGCAGCUACCAGAGAACGUAAGAGCAGAGCGACUUCGAGUUAGCUCGACCCCCACCGACGGCUCCCCACAGGCCCGAGGCUCGCAGCCAGUGAAGAGCUCAGUGGGGAAGAGUGACCCCGAAACUAAAGGCAGAGACAAAUUCACCGCCACUGCCAUCCAAUCGGAGGACAGGAGGAAGCGCCUGCCGAGGUCCGACCCCGAAGGCGCUCCUCCCGAAACCCGGCGCAGACUGGAAGGGCUCCGUCACGCAGAGGAGAGUGUAUCAGCGUCCUCUGACCUGGCGAGUGAAAGCGAGGGGGAGGAGGAGGAAGAGACGGAGUGGGACCAGGGGGGAGACAGUGACAGAUUGAAACAGGAAGACGGCGGGGGAGGAGGUAAACAGAGUAGGGGGGGGGACACCCCCACUAGAGGGGAGAGGGGGGGCAGGGUGCACAACGGCCGGGCUGUGAUCCAGCAGCUGAAGAGCGUAGUGACCCCGUCUCCCCUGCCUGGCAGCCCCAGUAUCAAGACUGAACACGAAGCCCUGACCACCGGGGGGCGCUGGGGGUCACACACACAAACCUCCACCUCACACACACACACCACCCAGCCCCAACCCUCACAUGCGCACACACCCUCCAGCAGCCUCAACGGCGACAGCCCCACCACCCCGAUCCCCGACUCUUCUUCCAGCAGUGAGGCCCCCCCAAAAGGGCUUUUCACUCCCCCAUCCCCGGCUUUGUCUCCCGCCAUGUCCGUGUCCUCCCCGCUGCCCCGUGAUGAGAGGGCUGUGUCGGUCAGUCGGAGCAGUGGUGGUGCAGGUGGUGGUCCUGACUUUGAGCUGCUCCAGAGACUGGCUGCAGGCGGCGCAGCGGGGCGGGUCCUCUUCCACCCCCUUGCCCUCGGCCCGCAGGGCCCUCAGAGCCUCUACGCUCCCAGCACUAUCCGCUACGCUCCACCUGAGCUGCCCCCCUCCCACCACCACAGCGUGGGACACAGCGAUGGCCUGCAGCUACGCUCGGACCACCACAAGGGACCCGCGCCAGCCUUCUUCCCCCACCUACAGCGGUUGGCCGGCUUGCCACCCUUCAGUGGUUUCUCCCCAUCUGAUAGCCCUUUCUCCUCCGGCCUGCCCUUCUGUAUGAAUGGACUAAGGGGGGCUGCAGGCUCUGAGGAGGACUGAGACUCAGAGGGGAGGAGGUGAGAGGAGAAGAUAAAAAUGAAGGACGAAGCGGAGUGACAGAUCAAAAAGAGAGACAUUGAAAAGGGCAGGAGAGACAGAAGUGGCAGGGCAUUAAGCCUCUAAGGACGUUACUAAUUGGACAAUGAGUUGAAUAACUGCAAUCUAAAAUAUGUGACAAGUCGCUGCCAUGGGGAAUUAUUGUGUCUGCCUGUUGUGGACAAGUGACAGUGACUCUCAGAGAAAAUGAGACAUGGAAACUUUUGACUGGUUGUCCCUCAAGACUUUGUGUCUCUACAACAAUAAUGAACUCUGCUCUGUGUCUUUCUCUAGAUGACUGUGUUGAUUUCUGUGUCUCUUCCACUCAGAGAAGCCAUAUUGUAUAUAGAGACAAAACCAUAAAGACCCUCAGCUCACAUCCUCCUCACUGUCACUCCAAUUAACCCAAUUAACCCUAAAGCCAGUAGAAAAAGAUGGACACUUGUCUGUAGGAAUGAAAGUGACUUUGGAAUUUACAUUUUUAUUAUUGCAGUAUUAUACAAAUCAUCUCUUACACUGAGAUCCAGGUGAGAAUUUGAUUACAGGGGUUCCCUUAAAAUAGAUGGAGACAACCCUCUGGUGUUUUUGUAUUGAGAUUCAAAAUAAUAAUAAUAAAAAUAAUCCAAGUAUUCAUCAGUCAGCCAUACUUAAAGCACACUGUUGGGACAAAAAUAUGAAUAAUGUAGUCCCAGACAUUCCAUUAUGUAUAAGGGAAGAAAAUGCAAUGCAGACAGGAUGCUAUUUCUGUUGUUUGAUUAUAGGAAGGUCAUUUGUUUAACUGAGAAUUAAUUAUAGUAUAUUCUGUAUGAUGCUGCAGUUGUGUUUGUGUAUGAAAGCCAUAUUCUUGUUUGUUUAUUUUUUAAAAUCUUUAUCUUUUUUUGUUUUAUUUUUCUGAUUUUUUUUUCACCAGAUAAAACAAAUGAAAGGAUGGUGUGAAAAUGUGUCUACAGAUGACAGAUGUACGAUAUCAUCCAAAUACCUUUAUUAUUAUUAUUCUCUAAAAAAGAUAUUUCUGAAAAUGUUUUUAGGAGGGGAAAUGGUGCUGGACAGAAGUGUUUAUUAUCAUUUAAACCGGUGUUUUUCUGAGCACUUCUGAAAUUUGUUCUGGUGUGAACUCAAAGCACCUCAUCACUUAACACUCACUGCUUGAACCUGUUAAAACAGAAAACAAUGCAAGAGAGGUCACUAAUAUCAUAGCCUGACCACAGUGUAGUAGAGGGGAUAAAUGGUCAUUUAAAAAGGCAGAUAAAGAAACAGACCACAUGUGGUCAUUAAAAGGUGACCAUUAGAGGUCAAUAAAAAUAACCAGAAUUAUUCUGAUAUUGGUUUCAGUUCAAUUUAGUCAACUGGAAAUUAAGUUUUAAAUUCAAAAGUAGAAAUAUAAAACACUUUACAUUUCUGUUUCACACUGAUUGGUUGGAAUCCUUCUCAGGACUGAAAUGCAAUACUGAAAACAAAUACAGUAAUUAGUGCACAGAAUAUUUAAUCUCACAUUUCAGCUGGAGUCACAAACAAUUUGGUGGUUGUCUAAAAGAUACUCAAACAAUUGAGAAUCUUCAUUCCAAAAUGUAAUAUUUAAUAUUUACAAUGUGACACUUUUUGACAAAAUGUUGGUAUCAGUACAGCCAAACGCAUUAUUAUUUUUUUUAAUAAUAAUAAUCAAUGAUAUAAACACUCAGAAAUGAACUCUAGCACUUAAAGUCCUUCAAAUUGAUCUGUCAUACAAAUUUAUAUAAUCUGUUGAAAACAAAGUCUUCAAAAUGAUGCCAUAAUGCCAGACACUGUAUGUAUGUUGUUUUUGUUUUGCUUCCAGAUUGAGAUUAUGGUCGACUGUUUGAUCUGAAGGAUCAGUUUCUGUGGAAAUCUCUGAUGUUUGACAGGAAAAAAAAGAGAAAAAAAGUCUAAUUGUUCAGAUCCAAUGUGCACUACACACCCAUACUGUAGCUGUCAUAUACAAAUAUGUGUGAGCGCACAUUCUCGGGUGUUUAAUGGUAUAAUGUGUGCGUAUGAUUGUGUGCGUGUGCGCUCGCUUGUACAAGUGUGUAUGUAUUUUUUAUUGUUUUUUUUGGUUGAAUUAAAUAGCUAACCCCGUGCCCAUCACUGUGAAGCUAAUGUUAUCCUCCCAUCUUUGUGAAUACUCCACCCACUCAUCAAAUAAAAUGAACAAAUGUAAAAAGAAACAGUGAUACAGAUGACGAUAACAAUAAAAUAUUCCAGUAGAGGAGCACAACUCAA